CAUUCGGAUCUUGCGUUGGGAGACUGUUCCUUAUAACGGGACAUGAGGCAGCGUGAGGGGCGGCUGUAGUUUAGCCCAGGGAGGCGAGCUUCAUGUUGCAAACGGCACUGUGGUGCCAGCCCGGAGCACGCCGCGAUGCUGCCUCUCCUGCUCGCUGUCCUCUCGCUCCUCCAGCCCGGACACUCGACCAGCCCCGAGCCCAUCUUCACCGCUGUCACACACUCGCUCCUUCCUCCCGACUACGACAACAACCCCAUCCAGCUCAAUUACGGCGUGGCGGUGACUGAUGUGGACAGCGAUGGCGAUCUGGAGAUAGUGGUGGCCGGGUUCAAUGGCCCCAACCUGGUGCUGAAAUACGACAAGGUCAAGAAGAGGCUCCAGAACAUCGCGGUGGAUGAGCGCAGCUCCCCGUACUACUCUCUCCGCGAUCGCCAGGGCAACGCCAUCGGCGUGGCGGCCUGUGACAUCGACGGCGACGGAAGGGAGGAAAUAUACUUCCUCAACACGAACAACGCCUUCGCAGGUGUGGCCACCUACACCGACAAACUCUUCAAGUUGCGCAAUGGCCGGUGGGAAGACAUCUUGAGUGAUGACAUCAACGUCAACAGACAAGUGGCCAAUCAUUUCGCUGGGCGAUCCGUGGCUUGUGUGGAUCGGAAGGGCUCUGGGAAGUAUUCCGUCUACGUGGCCAACUACGCGAGCGGGAACAUCGGCCCUCACGCGCUCAUCGAGAUGGAUGAGGAGAGCAGCAACGUAUCGAUGGGCAUCAUCGCCCUCUCCAACGUGGCGGCAGAGGCCGGAGUCAACAAGUACACAGGUGGCCGGGGCGUUGCCGUGGGCCCCAUCGUGAGCUCCCACAACUCCGACAUCUUCUGCGACAACGAGAACGGACCCAACUUCCUGUUCAGGAACAAUGGAGAUGGCACCUUCACUGACAUAGCGGCAGAGACUGGGAUUGACGAUCCUCAGCAGCACGGCCGUGGGCUGGCGUUGGCGGACUUUAACCGGGACGGGAAGGUGGACAUUGUCUACGGCAACUGGAUGGGACCGCACCGCUUCUACCUGCAGGCCAGCCUCAACGGAAAGGUCCGCUUUAGGAACAUCGCCACGCCUGCCUUUGCUUUGCCAUCGCCUGUGCGGACGGUGAUAGCGGCCGACUUUGACAACGACCAGGAACUCGAGGUGUUCUUCAACAACAUCGCCUACCGAGGCUCCUCAUCCAAUCGCAUCUUCAGAGUGUCUCAGCGGGAAGGAGCAGAUCCGUUGAUCGAGGAAGUCAACGUGGGAGAUGCAGCGGAGCCGAGCGGACAAGGGACGGGUGCGGUGGCGACAGACUUCGACGGAGACGGGAGGCUGGAUCUCAUCAUCGCUCACGGAGAGUCCAGGGCACAGCCUCUCUCCGUCUACAGAGUAACGCAGGGCUCGGGGAACAGCUGGCUGCGGGUUAUCCCUCGCACCAGCUUUGGGGCGUUUGCCCGAGGGGCAAAGGUGGUGUUGUACACCAGGUCGAGUGGAUCUCACCUACGCAUCAUCGACGGCGGCUCGGGGUACCUGUGCGAGAUGGAACCUGUCGCCCACUUCGGGCUGGGGAAGGACGUGGCAACUCACCUGGAGGUGACCUGGCCAGGGGGCAGCUUCUCCUCCAGACCCGUCGCCCUCACCGAGCUCAACUCCACCAUCGAAGUGCCCUUCCCACAAGAGGGAGUACAAGCUGGCAGCCAGGACAUCGAGUGCGGGCGAGGAUUCACAGUUGACGGAAGCCGACGAUGUACAGAUGAGGACGAGUGCGCCCGUUUCCCACGGCCUUGCCCCAGCAACAGGCCCACAUGCAUCAACACCUUCGGGGGCUACAGGUGUCUCCCCAACAGGAGGUGCAGCCGGGGCUACGAGCCCAACGAGGACGGGACGGCCUGCGUGGCGCAAGUUGCGUACUUUGGAGGAGGGUUGUCAUCAUCCGUGCAUCUCGCUUGCCCUCUCUACCCGCCCGUUGUGCUGCUGUCUAGCCUGGUCUGCUGGCUCCGUGCCUGAACUCCUCUCCUGCCCCCCCGACCACCUGACACUCGGAUCCCUCUGUCUUCCACUGCCUGAGCUGUCAAAGGUUUGAACUGAACUGAAAGCAACAAAUCAAAAAAGAAAACCCACGGCAAACGUUCUCUCUGUUGGCUGGCGGCCUCUCGCUGGGUCGGUGCAGACACACUCCGGAUGAAACGGCCGACCGAGGAGCCCACAAUGGUCCACCGAGCAAGGGGUCUGUCUCCCUGCACAGCCCGGCCCCCCCGUGGUCAGCUCCAAGCCCACGUUGUGUGACACCAGAGGGAUAAACGCAAAGGCCAGCCAGUGAGGAGCAGAGGAACCUUCACACACAUACUCCUGAUGCGCACCUAACAUGCACACACACACAUCCGUGUACACACACAUUUAUACAUGCUUGGACACACACAUGCAUACAAACAUAC
Amblyraja radiata (thorny skate) is the source of this 2456-nucleotide messenger RNA. RefSeq names its product cartilage acidic protein 1. Gene Ontology annotation, biological process: axonal fasciculation. Gene Ontology annotation, molecular function: calcium ion binding. The coding region runs from base 136 to 2028 and encodes 630 amino acids. Lineage: Eukaryota; Metazoa; Chordata; Chondrichthyes; Rajiformes; Rajidae. The record is from RefSeq and is a predicted model, not a curated record. The transcript is spliced from 15 exons.